Pelobates cultripes (western spadefoot toad) is the source of this 9221-nucleotide messenger RNA. The record is from the annotation of a GenBank genome assembly. NCBI's taxonomy places the organism in Eukaryota, Metazoa, Chordata, Amphibia, Anura, Pelobatidae.
AUGUCUGAUGGACUCUCCUCCAGCUACAAGAUCUUGGCUGACAGGGAGGACUACUACGCUAAGGUACCUACCAGACCUGAACCCCCAAAGCCCUCGCCAGCUGCAAAGCCUCCUGUUACGGAGGACACGUUGCAGAGCCUCUUAAACGAGCUACGCCGGAACAUAGCAACCGACAUCGGGCAGUUACGGAAAGAAAUUAAUGGAGUCUCGGCACUCUUGCAACUCACUGAACUGAAUUCUGCGGACCACGAGAACUGCAUACAAGUGCUGGAGAGACCGAUCACAGCCUUACAGCAUAGCCAGACACUAGCCAAAGAAACUCUGGCAGUGCUGGAAGACAAAAGGCGCUGGAAGAAUACAUAGCGACACAGAGGGGCUAGGGAAGGGGGCAAACAAGACAGAGGCUUCAACUAAACCCAUAAGAUUUUAUUAGUGUCGACUGAAAUCGCCAGUAGAUUACUAAAAGUAGACUAAAACUAAAACAAUUCAGAUGACUAGAAUACAACAAAAACUAAAAUGACUUUUUUGUCAAAAGACUAUGACUAAAACUAAAUAGAAAUUUGCCGCCAAAAUUAACACUGAUAUGUGGAUAACAAAUGUGAGGAUUCAGUUACACCAUAGGGCCAUGCUAUGUUAAGCUCACAAUUGUCACAGUAUCCCAAUAUUGGUGGGUCCUACUCUACCCAUACACUAUAGGUGCCCUUUUGGAGGUGACUACAGGAAAGCAUAAAUUGAGAAGAGUUUGUGGAAGCAGUUUAAGCAGUAUGAAUUGCAGUGAGCAUGUGUAGGACUCACCGAUAUUGGGGUACUGUGAGGUAGUAGUGGGCUUAACACAAUAAGGCCAUGGAAAAAGUCCAGCCAUUGUUAAUAUAAUGAGAAUGGUUUGUACGGCAUCAAUGUAACCUGGCAACCAAGGAGAAUGGACUGGAAUGCCCAUGCAUAAACAAUGAUGACUUCACUGUAAUAGUCAGUGGUGGUGCUAGACGCCAUUGAAUGAGCAUAUGUACUGUGGGGCCAUCACAUUCUAAAUGACUGAGAGAGUAGAGCAAUGAAUCUGCAUAAAAUGAGUGCAGCGCAAAUAAAAGUGGGGCAGAAAUGCUUUAAAGAUGGUCGAGAAUCUGUUAAGAGAAUUGGCGCCCUGUGACUUCUGGCUUUUCCCAAAGCUAAAUCACUUUUAAAAGGUAAGAGAUUUCAGACCGUCAAUGAGAUCCAGGUAAAUACGAGAGGAGAGAGUAGAGUGCUGCCCUUUAGGAGAGAGCAAGAGACAGGUAUGUGAGGUAGAGGUUAGUCUGGGAGGCCAUAUGCUUUCCUAAAGAAAUGGGUUUUAAGGUACUUCUUAAAUGAUUGAAGACUAGGGGAGAAUCUGAUGGCGGUAGGCCGGCUAUUCUAUAGAAAGGGAGACGCCCCCGAGAAGUCCUGCAAGCGCGUGUUCGCCGUACAGGUGCAAGCAGCGGACAGGAGAGGGUAACGGGCAGAGCGGAGAGACCAAGAAGAGGCAUACCUAUGGAUCUGUGAGGAGAUAUAAGAGGGGCUAGAAUUGGUCAGUGCUUUAUAGGUAUUGGUUAGCACUUUGAAUUGACUCCUAUAGGAUACAGGAAGCCAAUACACUGAUAAGCCACAAAAUUAAAACUACCUGCAUGAAAUUGUGUACGUCCCUCUCGUGCUGCCAAAACAGCUGUGAUGCAUUGAGGCAUGGACUCCACAAGACCUCUGAAUGUGUCCUGUGGUAUCUGGCACCAAGACAUAGAAACAGAUCAUUUAAGUGGUGGGCUUACAUCGCUCUGAUUUGUUGUUCCAGCACAUCCCACAGAUGGUCAAUCGUAUUGACAACUGGGGAAUUUUGAGGCCAAGGCAACACUUUGAACUAUUUGUCAUGUUCCUCAAGCCAUUCCUGAACAUUUUUUUGCAAUGUGGCAUGAUGCAUUAUCCUGCUGAAACAGGCCACUGACAUUAGGGAACACUAUUGCCAUGAAUGGGGUGUAAGUAGUCAGCAACAAUCUCUAGGUAGGUGGUUCCCAUGGUUUGGUAGCAGAACAUUUCCCAGAGCAUAAUACUGCCUCUGCAAGCCUACCUUCUUCCCAUAGUGCAUCCUGUUGCCAUUUGUUCCCCAGGUAAACCACGCACAAGCAACCUGCAAUCCACCUGAUCUAAAAGAAAAUGUGAUUCAUCAGACAAGGCUAUCUUCUUCCAUUGCCCCGUGGUAAUGUUCAAUUUAUGGCACCUGAGAGUGAGUGCUCAUGUUCUAUAAUUUUGAGACCCUUGUUCUUCAUCGAUGACAAUGAGAGAGUGCACAGUACACAAAUAAAUAUAUUUAUUUAAAUAUGCUUGUACCAGGGCUAAGCUCUCAUCCAUGCCUUUAAGGAAAACUCCAGAGACUUAAAACACUUCGGCUUGCCAACUGGUCAUUUCCCCUGCACAAAUGGAAAGUCUGUUCUUUGGCAAGAUGGUAGGGCUUGGAAAGGCUGCAGACAGCAGGUCUGAAGUUUUUGAAAGCUUUUUUUUUUUUUAUAUCCCCUUUAAAGAAAACAUGCAAGAAACAAUGCAUGCAUGUUUUCUCUGGUCGUAUAUUUACAUUAAUGGAGUAUUCCUUCGAAAUGGAGGCUCCAUUGCACAGUAUUUUAAUGUUUGCAUCAGGACUUUAUAGUUUUUUAAUGGUCUUUUUUGAGUAUGAUGACAAAAUAAUUUUAUUUUUUAUUCACAUAUGUUUAGAUUAAUUUCCCCACUGUUAUUGGAGGGGUAGGUAGAGCUUUUUAUGCGGGGAGUGGGGAGAGGAGGAAGUUUAGAAGCAUAGGGGCCCAUAACCUUCUGGAGGGAACCUUUUCAUCAAAAAUUGUGGGGUGUGGACACCUUCUAUAUUUCGUUUAUAUGCGGACUGGAGGAAACACUACGACCCCCUCAGUUCUUUUACUAAAAUUAGAGUUCCUGUCCGUUGAUCAUGGGGCAGGGGAAAGAUAGUUUCCCACCAAGUUUAUUAUAAAAGUAAAAAACACCUUGUAGGUGUCGAAUUCAGUAUACAUCUCGUAAGAUAUCCUCGAUAAAUGGACUAGAUAUUGGAUUCGACUUUAUUAGUGUGGAACAAUAUGAGCAUCAUAUAAGAGAGUGCAUUUGCCUUAUGUAAUCACAAAUAUGUGAACAAAAAUAACCUUACAAACAAAAGCAGGUUCAAAUCAGCAAAAUCUUUGUCAUGCUUACCCAUUCCAGAGCUCCCUGAUCCAGCGGCGGGUCAGAUUUCAUAACGGCACGACUCUAAAAGUGCCGAAUCGAUUGGUAUGAACAAGCAGAAGUGCCGGAGUUUGGCGUUUGGCCGAAUUUGGGUCUUUAGGCCCUCCAAAAUGAUGCCGACCAAUAGUGUUAGUCCCCUGGCUAUAUAAGCCAGAGCUUUCAGUAGCAAGUUGCCCUGUUGUGGUUCUUGAUUACCCAAGAGUGCACUUUAUAGUAUUUUGGAUUUAUUGAUACUGACUUUGGCUUGUUUUAUUGUCUCUCUGCUUUCUGUGUUCCUGACCUUCACUUGUUAUCUUAUCUAUGCUGUUUUUAUUACGCCGGUAAUACGUUAUUAUAUUCCUUCAGCAGAUUAGGGUCUGUGAGUGUUGGGUUCUUCUAUCUAGCCAUGACAUGGUUUUCUUGAAAACUGAGGACACAGUGGGGGUCUGCACUAUACCUCAUACUUCAGCGAUGGCAGGUCUCGUGGAGAAAAAUACUUUUUUUUUUUUUUUUUAAACAAAAUUUGAAAUCUAAUAAUAAAAUGUAUACAUACCCCAGCUUGUGGUUAUUUGUGGAGUCAAUUACGUAGGAGUACGUUUACAUAUGUAAUGGUCUGUAACUUGCCUUCAUGUCCAAUCUGGUCCUGGAUACUCGGUAACAUUGAUUCAUAAAUGGAAAGCGUGAAUAAAAAGACAUCUGGAGUCUAAAGGCAAGUUUUAAUGGAUGUGCUAUUCGUGUCAGUGGACCUUACUUGCAUCUUGCAUGAUGGGUUAACUUCCUGUAAUGUCCGUUUUUGUCAAUAUAUGUACAUGAGUACUUAUUAGAGAACUGGAGACCAGUCAUAACUACCAAUAGUUAUCAAUAGCUAAUAAUUAAAGCAGUUAUUGGGUCUUGCAUGUGGAAGAAGACUAGAAAGUAAAUUUCUAUGGACUGUAUUGGAAAGAUUCCUCAUGAAAGUGGUCACGCACAGGACACAGAUUGGUAGACAAAUGACACAAUGCAAAUCCGUGACUGGGAGAGCAAGGGUUACUUCACUACUCCCCCCUUCACAGACACGCAUACAUUAUCCCAUCAAGUGAGUUCUCCAUCGCACACAUCAACCCUGUAACUGGCGUGAGAGCACUGUGUGAAUCUGUGAGCAUCAUAUUAAACAAUCCUGUGAUGCAAUACACCAAUAAAACAGUGGAUUUGUUAUAUUUACUGUUCACCUAGACACAUUGUGGCUAGAAUAUUCCAAACCUUCAUAUUUAGAUCCGUAAAGUGGGAGAUGCUUAUUGCAGUGUAGGACAGAGAUGCGAUGUAGAGAUACACAGGCAGUGAUCUGCAAUGCUCUGCCACGAUCGCUGGUUAUAGAAGAAAUGUUCUGCAGAUCUGUAAAUAAAGGACUGAUAAAGGAACAAUGUUCUUUCCACCGCUAUUAAAGGAAUGACUAAUGUAUCAAUGCUUUUUUAUGGCUCUAUGUUAGCGGAGAGUUUCAUUAAGUGUCACCCCACAGUGCCUAAGCAAAUAAUGUUUUCUGUUUGUUUAGCAUGGAAAUAGUCAUAAAAAAUACAAAGUCUGUAACUACCGACCAAUCCUCUGACCAGUGUGGAAGGUUUAGUAUAGCCAUGAUCUGCAAGCCUCUAUUAAGCAGUGUUCACUGUCUCUCCCUCCCUCUCUCCAUCACUUGCCCCCUCCCUCUCUCUCUCUCUCUGCCUCUCUCUCUCCCUCUCUAAGGCUGAGCUGGGGCACAUGCUCUGCUCGCUGUGUUUAACAAGGGGGAACCCACAGCUAGCAAAACCCGUGCAUCCCCCAGUAGAGACGAGGGGAAGAAAGACGGGGGACACCCUCCUUGAAUUCAGCAGAAGAAACAGUAAGAGGAAUGCCGCAGAGAGCUAAAGAAACCAGCACUGAAUCAGCUUUGCUACAGCAUCAGGACCAGAUCUUGGGAGAUGAGGCCUGAUCAGUGUAUCUGCUUCCGUCUACCUGGGAGGGGAGAGGAGCAGAUACAGAAUAGAACAGAUUCUUCAUUCCCACACGGCAUGGUGAGAGCAAUGGAAAUGAGGGAAUUACGAGGGAAGUAGGAAAGAAAAAAAAUAGAAACUAAAUAUGGAGGAUGAAAAGGCGAGGGGUUGAAGUAUCGCAGUGGCAUGGCUUACAGGAAUAGAAAAUCGACAGGCAUUAAGCUGGUGGUAGCAGAUGAAUGAAGAAUAUGGAAGAAGAAGAUUUACAGUGAGAAUGGGAUAGAGAGAGAAAGGGAGACCGAGAGAAAUGCAUGAACACAAAAUGGGAAUAGGGGAGGGAACACAGAAUAGCACUGAAGAUGAUAACGGAUCAUGGAAAGGAUACAGAGGGCAAUCAGGGGAAAAAGGAAGGGCAAACCCACAAAAUAUUAAAAAAAGAAAUGCUGAAGUGGAGAGAAGAAGGUUAGAAGAUGUGGAGAUACGUAGCAAAUGAACCAUAAAAUAGAUAAAUAGGAAUAAGGGAAAUCGGGACAAAAGAAAAGAAGAUACAAUGUAUAUGAAGGGGAGAAUGGGAAUAGUUUAUGGAGAUUAAUACGUAAAAGAGAAAGAUGACAAGGAUGACACAAUAGACCGCUUUUAGAUGAUAAUGCUGAUUUUUAUGUCCCAAACAGGUUGGUAAUUCAAGUCAGUCUUCGUCCCAUCCUUUCCUGUGUGGUGCCUGAUCUUGGAGAAGAAAAAAAAGACGAGAGAUUUGGUUUUUGGUGGCCUGGUGAAGAACGUUUGGAAAUAGAAUGUUGGUUGAUACCUCGGAUUCCUGGGGGAUAUUUAGAUGCUAUUUUACUUACAAGGAAUGACAGAAUACCAGAGGAGGAGAGAAGGAUUACCCAAAGUGAUUAUGAGGUAAGUUGAGGCAACUGUCAUCCUCUGACACCCCUGAAAAUUAUGAAGGGAUGGAGACAAAAAUGAGAAGGAGGACAAGGGGUGGAGCUAAAGAGAGAGAGAGAGAAAAAAGAGAGAAAGAUUUGUACAGUAUUGUCAAAUGGAAACGUAAUGCAGGGAAACGGAGAAACAGAAAGUCUAAAAUGUAAUAGGGUAAAAAUAAAAGCAACCUAAUGACAAAUGACAGUACUUUCUCUUCUUCACAAUAGCCAUUUUUGGAUAUUGCCCUAUGCUGUGUAGCCAUCCUUUACAUACCCAGUCUUAUAAUAUAUCGCUAAAAGGGUAAAUUUAUGCAACCUCCCAUACACCCGCAAUACCUCUUAACUAAUUGUGUCUUAUUGUUAUUGUAUUGUAUUAAUCAGUCCUUGUUACCCAUUAAAUGGGUCCAUAUAGCCUCUCCUAUCUAACUCUGGUCAGUUGCAGUAAAGAAAACCAAAUGCUAAUUCUUAAUGCACGUAUGGUGGAACACUAGACCUUUCUCACUGUAUUUCUCCUUUCAUUCUACCACAUUUACUAUAUUUACACCAACCAUCACAAAGAUGUCAUCAUAUCUACACCCACCAUCACAAAGAUUUCACCGCAGUGGCUGGAUUGUUAUUAUUGUUCUGGAUUUGUGGCCUUGAGUAACUUUUUUUCCUGAUAUCCAAUAUUAAAUUAUCAGUUGAGGGUAGAAAAGGAAACAUAGGAGACCAUAUAUGACCAUUCCAGACAGCUACUAGCGGUCGCUUCGUCCUCCAAAAUUGAGUAGAACUCCGUACUGGAAUCAAUAGCUGCAUUUUAUUGGAGGAGCGUGGUGUUUAGCUGCACUUGCAUAGUCCCAAUCCAUAUCUUUUAUAUAAGAAGCAAUGGGUUGGAAGAGAUUGUGGGUUAUGUCAACUUGGCUUACCGCAGAUUUAACUUAAUUUUAUCCAGCAAAGGGGAGAAUGAAUGCAUCAGGUUUUACAUCGCCAUAAGGGAACCUAAAAAUUGCUGUUUUUUGGAACUAUAAGUUCCCUUUAAUGUGGAAAACAAAAUCAUAGCAUAGGCUUUAUUUUAGUUACAAAACCAGUGCUAACUUCUUCUGCGUAAUAUCUGGGUUCUCUCAGAUCUCAGAAAGUAUCAGUUCCAGAGCAAAUAUAAGCAACAUAAAACCUACAUUAUCCCCAAAGAUUCUCAAUUACCUACCAACCACAUGGUAUUGAGCAUGACAACCCAUGAUUCCAAUGAUUCCAAUGAUUCCUGCAGCACCCUUAAACCACACAGCUACCAACAACAGCAACCACCAUCCCCACCACACCAACAUUUCAUCUAUACCACAGUGACCAGACACAUAUCAGUUCUACAGCACCCAGCAACCACAUAUUUAAAAAUCACCUACUCAGACAGUAUUGAAUGCACCUCCCAACAGGGGCGGAAUGGGCCAAAAAUGUGUCAGGGGCAUUUAACACAAAGUAGCCCAAUAUAAGGAGAGCGGGCCAGAGAAGGCCGUGUCAUCACCAAUGACACCCAAACCCCCUGAAAAUGGGCAUGUCAGUGCCUGCUAAAGAGUUCUCACUGGAAAAAUACCCUGUGUUUGUUUAGUGCAGUGCAAGCAAAUUUAAAUACACACUUGUUUUGGGGACACCAGAGACAGGUUACCAGCAUUCGCUGGUAACUAGUCUCUGGUUUUCCCCAAAAGUGGAAUGUAAGAGGACAUAAGAUGGACAGGGUUGGAAGAGGGUGUUGUAGGUGAGUGUAUGUCGAGAGUGCCUGUAGCUUUGCUUGCAAAUCUGCUUGUGAGGGGUAAGCAGUUUGCAGUGUUUGUGGUGGUAGCCCACAAUCAGUGGACUUGUUUGGGUAUAUCUGCUUGGAGCCAUGUCAUGGACACGCAUCUGUAAAACAUCAAGCAUGCAAUACCACAUAAUGAGCAUGCAAUAGCACAUAAUCUCUCUACAUAUAUGUUAUGCUAUAAAAUAUACAUAACUAUUGUUGUAAAGCCUGAUAUUCAUCUGAUAAUGGUUUCAUAAGCCUGGACCUAGUAUACUUAACUUUGUGUAUAAUUUAAAAUUAGAAAAAAUAUCUUCUGGGAUUAAACAAUGCCAAUGUGAUUAAGAAAGCCAAAGUACUUUGUACUCAUGAGUAGCCAGUGAUAUAAUUCCAGAUGGCAUAUCUCUGAGUCACAGGUGGCAAGGUCAACUUUCAUCAUUCCUAGAUCAAUAAAAAGAGCACCAUUAAGUAGGCUAAUAAUAACAUCAAGACCUCAUGAUAUACCUAUACAAGCUCGAAUUUUGGUAAUCAGCAAUUGUCCGAAAUCCUGAAAUGCUACGUGGACGAAUCACAAAAACAAACAACAUGGACAAUGGACAAAACUGUUUUGUUUGUUUUGUGAUUUGUAGGCCUGUCUGUGGCUCCAAAAAAAAGUUGAAUAAUGGAAAAAAAAGAUUAUUGAUGCCUAGGGAAAAGCAACUAAAUGUUUAUUUUAUUCACACAUCAAGUGAGAAGUGAGCAAUGGCAGGAAAAAAAACAGGCAAAGUAAAAAAUAUAUUAUUAUAUAUUUAUUAUCUAAACAUAUAAAUAUAUAGAUUACGUUUACUGUUCCUCCUCUUUUCCUUCUAUUAAUUACCUCUUCUCACUUGAUCUAUGAACCAAAAGGCAAAAAAAAAGCACAUUUAUAUUUUGCAAUUCACUGAUUGGCCAAUUUCUGUGCCAUUUUGGUUGGUCCCAAUCAUCUUUCCCAAAAAGAUUACAUGGAUGAAAUUUGUCCAAAAUUGAAACGCCAAAUGGACGAAACCCAAAAUAGUACCGUCAAACUGGGGAAAUGUUACUUUCUCGUUAUCUGUUCAAACCUAUCCAACCUAUCUCUAUUCAUAUAACCACUCUUAAUAAUGCUGUAUGUGCCUGCAUCCCUUCUAUUGCUUCAAGUAUCAUUACCCUAAAGAAGAGGUAAGCAACGUUCAGCAAUCUAAAUAUUGUGGACUACAUCUCCCUUGUUACUUUGCAUAUAUUAUGACUGUAAGAGCAUUAUAGGAGAUAUAAUCCACAACAUCUGGAGUGCUGAAAGUUGCUUACCACUGCCCUAUAGCUCUUGUCAUUCUUUAAUGUAAUGUAUUCUAAUAGCACACAUUCAAAGUUUCAAUAAUAAACUGACCAAAACUCUGCUUUUACCUACAGGUGUUAUGA